AUGAAGAGAAAGAGAUUGAGUACUGGAGUUAGAUUAAUACAAGGCCGUGAAAGACAAAGACAGCAGUUGAGUUCAGAAACGCCUGAACAUCGCGAUACGAGGUUAAAUAAACAACGAGAGCGUACCCAGCAAUGCAGAGCUAAUAAUCUGCAGGCAUUCGAGAAUGCUAUUAACACAAUUUGUAUACAUGUUUGUGAUAUUUGUACCAAACGUUGUUAUCCUAAUCAAGUUCGUACAGUUCGGUACAACGCUGCUGCAUUAACAUACUUACCUGUGGAGUUAACUUCGAAAAUAUCAUUGUUAUUAUGUUCCCGCUGUCAAACAUAUGUUACUAGUAAUAAAACAACAGCACCACCAAAAGCUUACUGGAAUAAUCUGGAUCCAGGUUCUAUAUCAGAAGUUAUUCAAACAUUGACACAGGCGGAACAACGUUUGCUGUGCAAAAUAAUUCCCUUUGUUAAAAUCGUGAAAUUUAGUGGCCUCUAUGGGCAGUACGGUUUUCGCGUACAGGCAGUUUUAUUUGCCCAAGAUAUCUUUAAAGUCAGUGAACGACUGCCUAGUAUGCUACCAAGAUCUGCAAGCCAGGUAGGCAUUAUUGUAGUAACCGAACGAUUAGAAAAUUUGAACAUCACCAGGGAAUUCACAAUAUGUCGCGUAAAAGUCUAUAGUGCUUUAAGAUGGUUAAUCAGAAAUAACCCGCUUUACAAAGAUGUACGUAUUGACGACAAUGCCCAAAUUAGUGACCAGGAGUUAGUACGACUUAGUGUGCCCGAAUUGUCUGAAGAUGAAGCGUCCGAAAGGAAUGAAAAUGAAAUUCGAAAUGCAUUCAUUCCAAUUAAUAAUGUUGCAAGAAUUAUUCGAGCUUCAUGGCAUCAAGGUGACUACAACGUCUUUACUUCGCGAUAUGCUGGUGUACAAUGUAGUGCUAUGGCGUUGGCGAACAUUGUCCGAGCUGCAAUCCUAAGCCCUAAUCAAUGGGACGUCAAUAUUCUGAAUGCUAAUAUGUUAGCGGGAAUAUUGACAGCGUCAAAUAAAUCUGUUAGCGUAUUUCGCGGUGAAGACAAAUACUAUUUUGCUGACUACCAUUCUUGUGGCCCAAAAGGAAAACCAACACCAGAAAAUGGCAAAGCCUGUGUUAUAGAAUGCGACAACUUACAAGAACUGUGCCGCAUCUGUAAAAGAUGCCUCGGAUCCCGUAAUAUCGCGUACACCCUUACACGCGUAGACGUACAUUUGAGGGAAAAUAUUAUCACUCGUCAGGGUGUUCAAGUACAGCAACAGGAAGAUGCCAUCACUCAUCAGGAUGUACAAGUACAACAACCGCUUUCGAAUCUGAGAUCUGAAACUAUACCUAUACAAACAUCUGUAAUGUUGCCUAUUGAUAGCGUCCAACCUGAUGUUGAAGAUGAGCUAGAGGUAUCUGAAAAUGUAAACGAAAUCAGAAGAAAGACGAAUAAUAAUAUUGUGAAUGAAAGCUUAUGA
Parnassius apollo (apollo) is the source of this 1482-nucleotide messenger RNA. NCBI's taxonomy places the organism in Eukaryota, Metazoa, Arthropoda, Insecta, Lepidoptera, Papilionidae. The record is from the annotation of a GenBank genome assembly.